Messenger RNA from Daphnia magna, 588 nucleotides. RefSeq lists its product as uncharacterized. NCBI's taxonomy places the organism in Eukaryota, Metazoa, Arthropoda, Branchiopoda, Diplostraca, Daphniidae. Bases 128 to 415 code for a protein of 95 amino acids. The transcript is spliced from 3 exons. The record is from RefSeq and is a predicted model, not a curated record.
UUAGAAACGUUCCUGCCAUCGUUAUUCAGCUAUGUGAAUAUUUAGGCACUCUUAUCGGAAUAUAGAAGGACACGUAAAGUCUUGUUCCAUCUCCAUUCGGUCAGCAUCGUUUGCAGCGGCAGCCAACAUGUUUCCACCAAAGUCCUUCGAGUUAAUCAACAUCUUAACUGUACUGGCCAUCCUCUACUGCGAUGGUGCACCUCAGUAUGGCCCCGUUUAUUACCUUCCGCAUUAUUACGUCUUGGUACCAAUAACUGAAGCACCAGUCACUAACGCAACUGAUCAAGAUUUGCCCACCUUUCGAAUCCUCUGCAAUCCCCUAUCAACGUGCAAGACCAACGCUGGCUGUUCCAGAAACCUCAUCCUGAAAAGCUGUCGUAGCCUUUUAGGUACCAAGAAACAUUGCUGCGUUUAACACAUAAAGGCUUCAAUAAUUCCGUGAGGUAUUUGAAAUGCAUCACGUCUUAUUUAGCACCCAUCUACCCAUAGAAAGUUGAUUCAUUUUUGUUUUAGUCUUCUAUAUUUAAGGCAGGUAUAUCUUUCGAUUGUAAUAGACAUGCCUCAAGUGGAAUACACUUGCAUUAUUCA